Triticum turgidum subsp. durum (durum wheat) is the source of this 843-nucleotide messenger RNA. The record is from the annotation of a GenBank genome assembly. NCBI's taxonomy places the organism in Eukaryota, Viridiplantae, Streptophyta, Magnoliopsida, Poales, Poaceae.
AUGGCGGCGCUCGGCGGCAUGCUUGCGGCUGCCAUCCUCAAGGUGGUGGGUGACCAGGUUGGUUCUCUGAUCGGAGGUCAGAUCGCGCUGCAGAUGAAUUUGGACAAGGACCUCAAGAAGAUGAAGAUGGCGCUGGAGUCUGUCAAGGCAGUGCUCAAGGUCGCGGAGAGGCAGUCGAUCACCGACGAACUGACGGGUCUUUGGCUGAAGCGGCUCAAGGACUUCUUGUAUGAGGUCUCUGACAUGAUUGAUGAGUUCGAAGCAGACACACAAGCCAUCACCCAGCCAUCUGCGCGCAAGUUCUCCUUCAAAAAAUAUUUGGCGAAUAUGAUCCCUUGUCUCUCAAUUGGCCCCAACAUUACAAUGGCUAAUAGGAUGAAGAAGAUGAGGGACGACCUGAAGGUCAUAACAGAUCAACACAAGGAAUUCAAGUUCGCAGAAGGCACUCAUGCCAAUGAGCCAAAGGUUACGGAUAUACGGGAAACAUCGUCAACCUUGGAGACACAAAUCAUUGGGAGGACUGAGGAGAGAGAUAUAAUAUUGGCUUCUUUAUCUGAGAGCCUAGCAAAAGAUAUCACAAUCCUUCCUAUAUAUGGUAUUGGAGGUCUUGGAAAGACAACCCUGGCAAAAAUGGUUUACAAUAGUCCUCAAUUCAGUGGAUACUCUCAAGUGUGGGUAUACGUGUCCCAGACAUUUGAUUUGAUCAAAAUUGGAAAUUCUAUAAUAUCACAACUAUCAGAGAAAGAGAAUGAGAGUGGGUACACUGGAAAGCAGAUGGUCCAUAAUUCCCUUAAAAAGCUCCUUGCCCAUAAGAAGAUUCUGAUUGUUUUAGAUGAUCUAUGA